Messenger RNA from Elephantulus edwardii (Cape elephant shrew), 837 nucleotides. It is a transcript of the gene VBP1, whose product is annotated as von Hippel-Lindau binding protein 1. Gene Ontology annotation, biological process: microtubule-based process; protein folding; tubulin complex assembly. Bases 9 to 602 code for a protein of 197 amino acids. The record is from RefSeq and is a predicted model, not a curated record. Gene Ontology annotation, molecular function: tubulin binding. NCBI's taxonomy places the organism in Eukaryota, Metazoa, Chordata, Mammalia, Macroscelidea, Macroscelididae. The transcript is spliced from 6 exons. Gene Ontology annotation, cellular component: cytoplasm; prefoldin complex.
UCACGAAGAUGGCGGUCGCUAAGGAUGCUUGCACCUUUGGAGAAGUGGCCCCAGGGAACGGGCGGCGACUCCAUCUGGGGAUUCCUGAGGCCGUAUUUGUGGAAGAUGUAGAUUCCUUCAUGAAACAACCUGGGAAUGACACUGCAGAUAUAGUACUCAAGAAGUUGGAUGAACAAUACCAGAAGUAUAAGUUUAUGGAGCUCAACCUUGCUCAAAAGAAAAGGAGGCUGAAAGGUCAGAUUCCAGAAAUUAAGCAGACUUUAGAAAUUCUAAAAUACAUGCAGAAGAAAAAAGAGUCCACCAAUUCACUGGAGACCAGAUUCUUACUGGCAGAUAACCUGUACUGCAAAGCCUCUGUUCCUCCUACUGAUAAAGUGUGUCUGUGGUUGGGGGCUAAUGUUAUGCUUGAAUAUGAUAUUGAUGAAGCUCAGGCACUGUUGGAAAAGAACUUAUCAACUGCCACAAAAAAUCUUGAUUCUCUUGAGGAAGACUUGGACUUUCUACGAGAUCAAUUUACUACCACAGAAGUCAAUAUGGCCAGGGUUUAUAAUUGGGAUGUAAAAAGAAGAAACAAAGAUGAUUGUACCAAGAACAAAGCAUAAUACUGGCAAUUAGAAAAUAUAGUUCUGUUUUCCAAACACAUGUUAUCUUAAGUACCUCUAAAUUUAUCCUUAAAGAUUGGCAUAACAUUGAAUGAUUUUUUUUUAGCAGCAAGAAUGAGGAUUAAAACUUUUUUAAAAAGAUAUAUACCAUUUUGCCUAUUUAUAAAAACAAAAAUAAUUUUCAAUAUUUUACUAAAUUAGUACUACUUUAAUUUUUUUCACAUUUCCCAGUAAA